Caenorhabditis angaria is the source of this 1784-nucleotide messenger RNA. NCBI's taxonomy places the organism in Eukaryota, Metazoa, Nematoda, Chromadorea, Rhabditida, Rhabditidae. The record is from the annotation of a GenBank genome assembly.
AUGACGACUUGGGACGAUUUACCGGACGAGAUGAAAUUCGAAGUUUUCGACUAUUUGGAGAAAAAAGAUCUGUGGGUUUCUAUAGAUUCUUCAGAAGCAGAUUCUGAAUAUUCGAUACUUUCAGCUAUAAAUACGCAGUAUGUUCAUUCGACUGCUUGCAAGAAAUUUUGCGAUAUUCCAAAGCCAUCAAAAUGGUCGGAAUUGAUGCAUUGGAAAAUUCUGACAUCGUUUUGAGAAUUGAUUUGAGUCAUCUGAAAUUGAUAUGCAAGCAGAGGGGCGAAUUUUGUGUGAUCGAACAUUGUGGCGAAACGAUUUUCAAAAUUGUUGGGGAUCAUAAACAUAUUGCGUAUCAGAUUUUUGAAACCAUCUUGGUGAAAUCGAAGAAUUUUUUGAAAGAGAUACGCGUUCAUGAUGUGAGUUAUUUUGAAAAACGUUGAAAAAUGGAAACGCGAAAAAUAUUUUUUUGAAAAAAAAAUUAUUUACAUUAGAAACACACCUCGGCCGAAAUCGUGGUUUCCACAAUAAAAAAAAUUGUACGCUAACUUUUUACAGUACAAAAAUUGUGAAUUUUUCCGUUUUUGUCCUUUAAAAAUUGUGAUUUUUCAAUUUUUGACCUCUAAAAACUGAAAUUCAGAUUUUUCCGAAAAUUGUACUCUGGCCAGCCACGGCUAGGCCGAGGUGUGAUUAGAAAAGUGAAUUAGAACUAAUUUAGAGAUGAAAAAUAGGUUUUUCUUCGAAAAAAACACUUAAAAAUCGUUUCUUCAUAUUGUUUCUUGCUUUAAACAGGGUUAGCCUGUGAUUUCUUCAUGUUUUUCAUGCAGAAACAAAAACCUCGAAAAUCCGAAAAAACAAAAAAUACCGUAGAUUUUGAAAGGCGCUACAGUUGAAACACACACAGGGUCUCGUUGCGACGAAGACUACGGUAUAUAAAAUUUUUCAAAAAAAAAUAUUUUUAAAUAAUUUUUGCAGGUUGAUUACAUGAUCAAAGAUGGAUUGGUUGAUAAAUUUCCAUGUCUUGAUAUGUUGUAUAUCCUUACUGAUAGCCUAGAUCAAGCAUAUUCAUUUUUGGCGAAAUCGCAAACGAUAUCUCACCUAGAUGUACAUAUUUAUAAGUCUUCUGGGAACAUGGAACAGGUUAGAGCUGCGAAAUGUUUUGUAAUCACAAAAUCUCUCUAUUCUAGGUCAGCAUUCCUGAAGAUUUGAAAUUUUUGGAACUUGCAUCAUUAAUACUUUCUUCGUAUAAUGCGAAAGUUGCCUAUGAUAUUAUAACGAUACUAAACACACCAGAAACCAAGUUUCUUCAUUCGGUACGCUGUUAUACACGUGGUACUAGAUCACUAAAUGUUGAUGAGAACCUGAUGAGCUUUUUUAAAAAAGCGAAAUGCUUGGAAACUUCAUUUCGUUUCACUAAUGAUCAAUUUAUUGAAUUGGUAUAUCGAUCACAUGUUGACAAUCUCAGAAGUGACGGUAGAUAUUUUGAGCCGUCCACAAUUGUCGACAUUGUUUUGGAUACAAUGGCAUGGACAUAUAAUAGUCUAGACUUGGAAUUGACAAAUGUUGAUGAGGGGAUUCUAGAGUUCGAAGAUCGAUUAUACUUCUAUCCGGAGACCAAUUCGAGAUUUGAACAUUGGAAGGAUAGGUAAGCUUUUUUUCUGGAUUUUUAUAUAUCAAUUUUUUUUUGAAUUUUCAGCAACAUUUGGUAUCGAAGGCCAGAAUUGCGUUGUAUUUAUUAUAGGAAUAAUAAAUUUUUCCGCUUCAACUCGCGUAGUGCCUUGGAUGGUUAA